Molecule: messenger RNA, 633 nt
Organism: Adineta steineri
Lineage: Eukaryota; Metazoa; Rotifera; Eurotatoria; Adinetida; Adinetidae
Source: the annotation of a GenBank genome assembly
AUGGGUGUUACUGUUUCACAAAAUCAUUCUCAUCUGCCAAUGCGCUCAACUAUCAAUCAAUGGGCUUUCAAGGGCCCAUCAACUUGGCAUUGUACUUUUUGUACAUCGAGAAAUCAAAACGAUCGUCGAUAUUGUAAUAUCUGUGGUAAACCGAAAAUUAUACUGAAACAUCAAGAAUCGAAAACUGUCAAUAGAAAAUCAAUAGCAUCUAUGAGACCCACGUCAGUUUCAGUUCGUACUCGACGUAAUGAGGAUAAAUUGGAUGCAGAAAAUAUAUUUAGACAUAUAAUCCUUUUUUGUCAUCAGAAUAACGUUUCAUUUGUGGAUGAUCAAUUUCCUCCUUCAUUUCAAUCAUUGGGUGCACAUGUCAGUGGCAAUGUUACAAAAUGGCUUCGAAUAUCUGAAAUAUCACCUUCUUCUUCUACUGACCAUUAUGUACCAUGGACAAUAUGUUGUUCAACACCACAACCAAGUGAUAUCCAACAAGGAGAUUUAGGUAAUUGUUGGUUAUUAGCUGCUUUAUCUCUUAUAACUGAACGACCAUCGAUGCUUCGACAUAUUCUUCUUACACAAAAAGUUAAUCCUGAAGGUGCUUAUCUUGUACGACUUUGUCAUAAUGGUUUAUGGAAAACA